Molecule: messenger RNA, 798 nt
Organism: Polychytrium aggregatum
Lineage: Eukaryota; Fungi; Chytridiomycota; Chytridiomycetes; Polychytriales
Exons: 8
Coding region: 1-798 (265 amino acids)
Cellular component (GO): plasma membrane
Source: RefSeq, a predicted model, not a curated record
AUGGUCGCCGAGACGCCCAACCUGAUCCCGUCGUUCGCGGGCACGAUCGAGCUGAACCCCGUCGAGCACGAGUGCUACGAGUUCAUGCUGGUGUGUCUGGGGUCCCUCAUCGGGAUCCUCGGAAGUGUUCCGUGCUGCAUCUGCUGCCCAAACCCAUUCAAGACCAUUUCACAGGGCCAGGUCGGGCUGAUAUCCAAGUUUGGCAAGUUCUACCGCUCGGUGGACCCGGGGCUCUACCGCCUCAAUCUGUGCACCGAGACGAUUCGGUCGGUCGAUAUCAAGAUCCAGAUCCAAGACAUUCCGCGCCAGAUCGUGAUGACCAAGGACAACGUUGGGCUGCAAAUCGACUCGGUCCUGUACUGGCACAUCGUCGACCCUUACUGCGCUGCGUUCAUGGUCAGUAACGUCCAGCGUGCGCUUAUUGAGCGCACCCAGACGACCCUACGACACAUCAUCGGCACUCGCUCGCUGCAGGACUGCAUCGAGCAUCGCGACACCAUCUCGCACGAGAUCCAGCAGAUCAUAUCGGAGCCGGCCCAGUCGUGGGGAGUCAAGAUCGAGAGCAUUCUGAUCAAGGACUUGCAGUUCAGCGCCGACCUGUUGGAGAGCUUGAGCGCAGCGGCCAAGCAGAAGAGAAUCGGCGAGUCGAAGGUGAUUGCUGCCAGGGCCGAAGUCGAGUCGGCUCGGCUGAUGCGAGAAGCAUCCGACAUCCUCAACACCCCCGCGGCAAUGCAGAUCCGGCAUCUGGAGACGCUGUGUGCGAUGGCAAAAGCAUCCAACACAAAGGUAGGCGAUUGA